Molecule: messenger RNA, 4335 nt
Organism: Rhinolophus ferrumequinum (greater horseshoe bat)
Lineage: Eukaryota; Metazoa; Chordata; Mammalia; Chiroptera; Rhinolophidae
Gene: FIGNL2
Product: fidgetin like 2
Molecular function (GO): ATP binding; ATP hydrolysis activity; microtubule severing ATPase activity
Source: RefSeq, a predicted model, not a curated record
CGGGGCGGCCCCUUGUCCAGCCACCCCCACUGCCCAGUCCCGCUCCCGGCCGCGGCGGCCGCAGCAGCCGCAGCAGUAGCGGCUCCAGGAUGGUGAGCACCGCUGCCCCCCAGCCCCGGCCUGUCGCCCCCGGCCCGUGCCCCAGUCCCGGGGCCGGACGACCCCCCAGGCCGCGCACACUCACCUAGGACCCGGCCGGGAUGCCGAGCUCUGUCGAAGAUGCACUGGACACCGGAACACGCCCAGCCCCUCAACCAGUGGCCAGAGCAGCACCUGGACGUUUCCUCCACCACCCCGUCGCCGGCCCACAAGUUGGAGCUGCCCCCUGGGGGUCGACAGCGCUGCCACUAUGCUUGGGCACACGACGACAUCUCUGCCCUCACUGCCUCCAACCUCCUCAAGCGCUACGCAGAGAAAUACUCAGGGGUCCUGGACUCGCCCUACGAGCGCCCCACCCUGGGCAGCUACGGCGAUGCCGCCUUUCUCAACGGCGCCAAGGGGGACCCCGAGCCCUGGCCAGGGCCGGAGCCACACUACCCCUUGGCCUCACUCCACGAGGGCCUCCCGGGGACCAAGUCAGGCAGUGGGGGCGGUUCCGGGGGCCUCGGGGGCUCCCCGGUGUUAGCCGGGAACCUGCCUGAACCCCUCUACGCCGGCAAUGCGUGCGGGGGCCCGUCGGCGGCGUCCGAGUACGGGGCGGGCUACGGCGGGGGGUAUCUGGGCCCCGGUUACUGCGCGCAGACCGGCACCGCGCUGCCCCCGCCGCCCCCAGCCGCGCUGCUGCAGCCCCCGCCUCCGCCGGGCUACGGCCCCUCCGGGCCUCUGUACAACUACCCCGCGGGGGGCUACGCCGCACAGCCGGCUACGGAGCUCUACCACCGCCCCCCGGCCCCGCCGCCGACCCCCUACCUGCCCUCCAGCCUGGCGGCGCCCACGCCCCUGCCCGCGCCCGCCCCGCCCCGGCCCGCACCCACCUCCUACAGCUUCCAGGCUGCCGCUCCGGGCGCGGAGGCCGGGGUGUCGCUGAAGCGCAAGGCCGCCGACGAGGGCGCAGAGGGCCGCUACCGCAAGUACGUGUACGAGCCCGCCAAGGCCGACGGCGCCUCCUACACCUCCGCGGACAACGGCGAGUGUCGAGGCAACGGGUUCCGGGCGAAGCCGGCGGGAGCCGAUGAGGCGUCGGGCAAGUACGCUGGCGGCGUCCCCCAGGUUCUGGGCUCCUCGGUCUACGGCUCGCAACUCGAACCCUUUGAAAAGUUCCCGGAGCGCGCCCCGGCGCCGGCUCAACGCGGGGCCUUCGCUGUGCCGUCGGGGGAGCCUCCCAAAGGUGUGGACCCGGGGGCCCUGGAGCUGGUGACAAGCAAGAUGCUGGACUGCGGGCCCCCGGUGCAGUGGGCGGACGUGGCGGGCCAGGGCCCGCUCAAGGCGGCGCUGGAGGAGGAGCUGGUGUGGCCCCUGCUGAGGCCGCCCGCCUACCCGGGCAGCCCGCACCCGCCGCGGACCGUGCUGCUCUUCGGGCCGCGGGGCGCCGGCAAGGCGCUGCUGGGCCGCUGCCUGGCUACGCAGCUGGGCGCCACGCUGCUGCGUCUGCGCGGAGCCACGCUGGCCGCUCCAGGCCCCGCCGAGGGCGCGCGCCUCCUCCAGGCAGCCUUCGCCGCUGCGCGCUGCCGCCCGCCCGCCGUGCUCCUCAUCAGCGAGCUGGACGCGCUACUGUCGGCCCGGGACGACGGUGCCGCCGCCGCCGGCGCCCUGCAAGCCACCGCUCUGGCUUGUCUAGACGGCGGCUGCGGGGCGGGAGCUGACGGCGUGCUGGUCAUAGGCACCACCUCACGGCCCGCGGUCCUGGAUGAGGCCACCCGCCGGCGCUUCUCUCUCCGCUUCUACGUGGCGCUGCCCGACGGCCCGGCUCGCGGGCAGAUCCUGCAGCGGGCGCUGGCCCAGCAGGGCUGCGUGCUGAGCGAGCGGGAGUUGGCGGCUGUGCAGGGCACCCAGGGCUUCUCCGGGGGUGAAUUGGACUUGUGCCAGCAGGCAGCAGCCGGGGCGGGCCUCCCGGGGCUGCAGCGCCCCCUUUCCUACAAGGACUUGGAGGCGGCGCUGACCAAGGUGGGCCCCAGGGCCUCCCCCAAGGACCUGGACUCGUACGUGGAGUGGGACAAAAUGUACGGCAGCGGACACUGACGGCGCACCGGGAGGCCGCGGAGCGGCCGCCCCUCCCUCCCUGCCCCCUCCUUUUGGGAGGGUUGUCUUUAACCCACCGGACUGGGAGGGUGCCGUGAUGAAUGUGGAGUGGGAGAGGGGACGGGGCUGUCGGGGAUUUUUUUUUUUUUCGUGGGAAGGAAGAUGCUUCUGCUAGGCAGAUAGAUGCCAUAUGCGCUGUGUACUCAGGUUUUCCCUAUUUAUUGUGGACGGGAAGCUCGCCAUCUCCGCUCCGCUAGGACGGGCCGACCCGGUAUGGGCUGGCACCCGGGGCCUAAGGAACUCCUGCUCUCUCGCCACAAUCCUUUUGUCUCCUCGCUAUCUGAAUGGCUCCCCUCCUCCUCCACGCCCCCUCCUCUUCCUCUGCAUUCGCUUAGUUUUCUCUCCCGGUUGCUUUGUCAGUGCCCCCACCCCUCCAUCAUGCCUCUGUUUCUCUUUUGCUCCUCCCUCUCGCUUCCAUCUAUCACUCUCUAUGCUUCUGUCUCCAUCCCUUGCUCUCCAGCCUCUCUGAGUCUCUUGGUCCCUCUCCUUGCCUUCUGUCCCUCUCUUUCAAAGACUGCAGUGUCCCUUUGCAGGAGAUCUGGAGGUCCAGGGACUGAGGAGAAGUGGGUAGGGAGUUCCUUCCCACCCCAUUACCCUUCACCCAGCUGAAACCUUGGGUCUGGGCGGGGAGGGUGUUCAAGCAAAAACAAAAACAAAAACAAAAAAACAAAACAAAAAAACAAAAACAAAAAAACCCCCCAAAAAACCCAAAGAAGGGUUUGUUGUUGUUUGUUUUCGAGGGGAAAGUCCCAGAAAUGUAGCUUGUUUAAUAUUUAGGCCUCUUAUUUUUUAAGAUGUGUAGAACUUGCUGUUUUCUUUUUAUUUGACAACUCAGGAAGAAACUGACCUCAGAAAGAAUGUUAGACUUUGGCUACUCUCUUGUGUGUUCCCCUCCCUCCCCCAACCUUACCCCCAAGGGAGCACAUUCUCCCAGAAGACUCAGAAAGUGAGACUUGUGGGGAAGGGGAAGGGAGGACCCAGAGCCACACUGAGACCCCUGCUCUUCCUAGGGCAGAGCGGAAUGUAUUUGUAGGGCUUCCUCCCCACGUCCAAGGUUGAGGCCAGGGUGUGGGGGAGUGGGUUGUGGGAUUUGAGAGCAGGUAGGUCUCAUUCCCUUUCUGCUGCUCUCCCCACUGGGCCCCGUUCUCAGUAUUUUCUAGGAAGGGUUAACCAGGCUUGGGAUGCCCUUGCCCACUUCCUACCCCAGGCACAAGAAAUAGUCUGAAAGGGCCCAAAUGCAAAGGUGACCUAGGCAGAAAGUCCCCAGAGAGGUCAUCUCACCUCGCCCUGGUCCAGGCAGAGAUCUCCUAUAACUUAGGCUAAAAGGAUACCCUCUUGAUGGAAGACAGGCUGGCCACAAGUCUGGUUGGGCACAAAAAUGAUUAUAGACUCAACCUUUCCCAUCUGCUGGGAGGCCCUGAGGAGGGGUGAGUAUCCCUUAACAGGAGAAGGUUCUGUGGGGAAGUAUGCCUCUCCCAUUUUCCUGGGGUCCUAGGUCUGGAGCUGCAGGGGUUGUGAGAAGCGAGGAGAUGGGCAGGCAGCUUCCCCCUGACAUUGGUGUUUUAUUCUUAGUCCUGCCCACACUUUCCACCAGAAGCCCAGGCUUGAUGUGCUUUUUUCGGAGAACCAUAUUCCCUUCCCACCAACUUCUCUUGAUGGGGCUGCAGCAUUGUGUCCCCUCCCCCUCAGGGAGCCCAUUUCACAACGCUGACCUUUGGUCCAAAGUUGGGGGGAACAAGCCCUCACCCCUACCUCUUCUCUCGCCCACCCCAGCCUCCCUUCCUGUUCUCUGCCCACCCUUACAGCUUCCGCAUCUCUGUACCGCCUCCCACUCCCAGCUGGAAGGGUGCCCACAGGGAACAUAUCCGGUGCCAAGGUGCUGAGGGCCUGUACUGGCCUAGCAGUGUUACCAGGAAAGCUGCUCUGUUUUCCCCCUUUUCACCCUUGUCUCUUUCUGGUCCUCCUCUCCUUGGGGCUGGCUGACUGCAGAACUUUGGUGCCUCAGAAGCAGUAGACUGGGCCACAGGGUUUUGGUUGUGAAAGGCCCUGGGAAGGAGCAAGGAGUGAGGAGGUUCUCUCAGGUGUGUGUUUAUAUAU